Messenger RNA from Alligator sinensis (Chinese alligator), 4281 nucleotides. RefSeq names its product HECT, C2 and WW domain containing E3 ubiquitin protein ligase 1 (gene HECW1). The annotation marks the transcript as partial. Gene Ontology annotation, molecular function: ubiquitin-protein transferase activity; protein binding. The record is from RefSeq and is a predicted model, not a curated record. NCBI's taxonomy places the organism in Eukaryota, Metazoa, Chordata, Crocodylia, Alligatoridae. Gene Ontology annotation, biological process: regulation of dendrite morphogenesis. The transcript has 24 exons.
AGGAAUUGAUGCGCUUACAAUUGGCGGGUCAUUAUGCUGCUCCACCUGUGUAGUGUUAAGAAUCUGUACCAAAACAGGUUCCUGGGCCUGGCUGCCAUGGCAUCUCCAUCUAGGAACUCACAAAACCGGCGCCGGUGCAAAGAACCUCUCAGAUACAGCUACAACCCUGACCAGUUUCAUAACAUGGACAUCAGAAACAGCUCCCACGAGACGGUAACCAUUCCACGGUCCACCAGUGAUACAGACCUAGUCACUUCAGAUAGCCGUUCCACUCUCAUGGUCAGCAGCUCAUAUUAUUCCAUAGGACACUCGCAAGACCUAGUAAUCUAUUGGGAUAUAAAGGAAGAAGUUGACGCAGGGGACUGGAUUGGCAUGUAUCUCAUUGAUGAGGUCUUGUCUGAAAAUUUUCUGGACUACAAGAACCGUGGGGUCAAUGGUUCUCAUCGGGGUCAGAUUAUCUGGAAGAUUGAUGCCAGUUCUUACUUUGUAGAGCCUGAAACAAAGAUCUGCUUCAAAUACUACCAUGGGGUGAGUGGGGCACUACGGGCUACAACCCCCAGUGUCACAGUGAAAAACAGCUCUGCUCCCAUUUUUAAAAGCAUCACCCAUGAAGAUUCAACCCAGGGACAAGGAAGUCGGAGACUGAUCAGUUUUUCAUUGUCAGACUUCCAAGCUUUUGGUUUGAAGAAGGGGAUGUUCUUCAAUCCAGACCCUUACCUGAAGAUCUCUAUCCAGCCUGGAAAGCACAGCAUCUUCCCUGCUCUUCCGCACCAUGGACAGGAGAAGAGAUCAAAGAUCAUGUGUAAUACCGUCAAUCCAAUAUGGCAAGGAGAGCAGUUCACAUUUGUUUCCCUUCCCACGGAUGUUCUGGAAAUAGAAGUUAAGGACAAAUUUGCAAAGAGCCGACCAAUCAUUAAACGCUUCUUGGGGAAACUGUCCAUGCCAGUGCAACGCCUGCUGGAGAGACAUGCUAUAGGGGACAGGGUUGUAAGCUAUACUCUGGGCCGCAGGCUUCCUACAGAUCAUGUCAGCGGCCAGCUGCAGUUCCGAUUUGAGAUCACUUCUUCUAUCCAUCCAGAUGAUGAAGAGGUCUCCAUCAGUGCGGAUCCUGAGCCAGCUGACGUGCAGGAAAGCCCUAUGAACAACACCCCAGAGGAAAGCCUCGGUGAGCCUCCAUGCACCAGCACAGUGACCUCAGAAAGUGCAGCUCCAGAGCAGCUAAAUGGAUGCAAUGUGAACAGUGUCAAUGUCGAUAGCCCUGGGGCUGUCAGAUCACCUUGGGAAGUCAACCAUGACAGCUUAAAUGAAGAGCUAGCAGGAAAUGGGGAGGUUGAUGCCGUGCCAGCAGAUGCUACUGAGCCUUUGGAAUCCAUCCCAGGAGAAGUGCUGCCUUCCCUGAGUGCCAUGGACCUCACUGAGCAAUUGGCUCUGAUGGCUUGCACUUCUCCUCCUGAGACUGAAGUUAGGGAAAAUAACGAAAUCAAUUCUGUUACUCAGGGAGAUGAUGAAAUCUUAGAAGCCCUAGAUAUCGAGGAGGUGAGUGCAGAUGUUCAAGCUGUCAAGGACGUAGAGAAGAGUCAGGAUGAGGAAGGGGCUGCAGCCCAGGAGGAGGAAGACAACAAGCUGCAGUUAAGAACCACAAUGAAGAGGAAAAAUCGGCCGUGCUCCCUGCCUGUUUCUGAACUUGAAACCGUGAUUGCUUCAGCUUGCGGUGAGCCAGAAACCCCUCGUACGCACUACAUCCGGAUCCACAAUCUGCUCCACAGUCUUCCCUCAGCACAGAUGAGCAGUGAUGGGGAGGAGGAGCAGGGUGGCGGGGGUGAGAAUGAUGAAGAGUCGACAGUCAAGGACGUAUCAGAGAAAGAUGUGGUGAGUGAGACUGAGACGGUGGCAGCGGACCCCCCUCCUGAAAAUGAAGCGGAAGGAAAUUUCAGCCGGGGCACCAUGCCCCGCAGCACCUCCGUUGAACACCUCUCAGAUUUAAAUGGACAGCUACUGGAUGGGGAACAUAUCAGGACAGAGAGUGAGAGUGAAUUGAGUCCCCGGCUGAAUGGGGACCACGAGUGUGAUACGUGCGACACCUCCUGCUACAGUCCAUCCUGCUACAGCACCUCAUGUUACAGCACUUCCUGUUACAGCACCUCAUGUUACAGCACUUCCUGUUACGACAGUAACAAUCGCUUUUCCAGCCAUACCCGUUUCUCUUCUGUUGACAGCGCAAAGAUUUCUGAGAGCACGGUCUUUUCCUCGCAGGAUGAUGAGGAAGAGGAAAACAGUGCUUUUGAGUCAGUGCCAGAUUCAGUGCAAAGCCCUGAACUGGAAAGGGAGCAAGUGGAUGGCUCCGCCCAGUGGCCAGAUGAACUCCUAGCUCAUGGUGGAAAUCCACAAAGAGGCACAGAAAACCUAGACACCCCAGUAGCAGGUCCAAGCAGCAGAAGAGAAGGUGAUUGUCCUUUACUCCAUAAUUCUCAGCCAGUCAGCCAGCUUCCUUCCCUGAGGCCUGAUCACCAUCACUAUCCAACUAUCGAUGAGCCUCUUCCACCAAACUGGGAAGCUCGAAUAGACAGCCAUGGAAGGGUAUUCUAUGUAGAUCACGUUAAUCGAACCACAACAUGGCAGCGUCCCACUGCAGCAGCCACUCCAGAUGGAAUACACAGAUCUGGUUCAGUCCAGCAAAUGGAGCAGCUAAAUCGGCGGUACCAAAACAUUCAGCGAACUAUUGCGACAGAAAGGACAGAAGAUGAUGCUGUCACCAACAACAGGGUGGAAAGGCUCCCCACUGGAGGAGGAAGUGAUUCUGAGGCAGAACCAUCCCAGCCAACAGAAAUUAGGCGAGAAGGAUCCCUUUCUCCAGUGAAUUCUCAAAAAAUCACCUUGCUCCUGCAGUCUCCAGCUGUGAAGUUCAUUACCAACCCUGAAUUUUUCACUGUGUUGCAUGCAAACUAUAGUGCCUAUCGUGUCUUCACCAAUAGCACCUGCUUGAAGCACAUGAUUCUGAAGAUCCGUAGAGAUGCGCGGAAUUUUGAGCGCUAUCAGCACAACAGGGACCUGGUAAAUUUUAUCAACAUGUUUGCUGAUACCCGACUAGAACUUCCACGGGGCUGGGAGAUCAAAACCGACCAGCAGGGUAAGUCCUUCUUCGUUGACCACAACAGCCGUGCCACCACAUUCAUCGAUCCCAGGAUCCCACUUCAAAAUGGCCGUCUUCCUAAUCAUCUGACUCACAGGCAACAUCUCCAGCGACUCCGCAGCUACAGUGCUGGAGAGGCCUCAGAAGUUUCCCGAAAUAGGGGAGUUUCUCUGCUGACCAGGCCAGGGAACAGCCUUGUAACAGCUAUUCGAAACCAGCACCACCAUGAAGCAUUGCCUCUGGCUUACAACGAUAAGAUUGUUGCAUUUCUUCGCCAGCCAAAUAUUUUUGAGAUGCUGCAGGAGCGUCAACCAAGCUUGGCCAGGAACCACGCACUCAGGGAGAAGAUCCAUUACAUUCGGACAGAGGGUACACACGGGCUCGAAAAGUUGUCCUGUGAUGCAGAUUUAGUAAUUCUACUGAGCCUCUUUGAAGAGGAUAUUAUGUCCUACAUACCCCUGCAGGCUGCCUUCCAUCCUGGGUACAGCUUCUCUCCACGCUGUUCACCUUGUUCGUCACCUCAAAACUCUCCAGGGUUACAGAGAGCAAGUGCAAGAGCACCCUCUCCAUAUAGGAGGGACUUCGAAGCCAAGCUGCGCAAUUUCUAUCGAAAACUUGAAGCCAAAGGUUUUGGGCAAGGUCCUGGGAAAAUUAAGUUAAUUAUACGGCGUGACCAUUUGCUGGAAGGCACCUUCAAUCAGGUGAUGGCCUAUUCGCGGAAGGAGCUUCAACGGAACAAACUCUACGUCACAUUUGUUGGGGAGGAAGGCUUGGACUACAGUGGCCCCUCUCGAGAAUUCUUCUUCCUUCUGUCUCAGGAGCUCUUCAAUCCUUACUACGGCCUGUUUGAAUAUUCAGCCAACGACACUUACACUGUUCAGAUCAGCCCCAUGUCUGCAUUUGUGGAAAACCACCUUGAAUGGUUCAGGUUCAGUGGUCGGAUCCUUGGCCUCGCUCUCAUUCAUCAGUACCUUCUCGAUGCUUUCUUCACAAGGCCGUUCUACAAAGCACUGCUGAGGUUGCCAUGUGAUUUAAGUGACUUAGAAUACUUGGAUGAGGAGUUCCACCAGAGCUUACAGUGGAUGAAGGACAACAUCAUCACAGAUAUCCUGGAUCUUACUUUUACAGUGAAUGAGGAGGUGUUUGGACAG